GGUUGGCCUACGGACGUGUUGCAAAGAAUAGAAAUCGACGUUCCUCUCGGUCCUUCUCGUUGACCUGUCGCGUCUGGUAGGCUCCUGAUCCUAAUCUUAUUGCUGCGCGCCGCUUCCAGCCAUGGCUUCACGUCCGGUUGGUUCUUAAUCUCUUCGGCAGUAUGAAUAGCUGGUGGCCCCCAAAUAACGUUGGCAACGAGCCACCGUCCAGUACAUAUCCUGUCAACGGCUGGCCAACGCCUCAUGUUAGUAAUAGCAAUCAGCCAUCUCCCAGCCGUCGAGAACAUGCUCUGCAGCCGCCGCCUUUGACAACGGCUUUGAGUGGUCCUCAAUUUCAUGGCUUAGGUGUCGCGCUGGGUGCAAGCUACUCGUCGACACCGCUGUCAACGACCUCUCUUUCCAGUCCGUUUACACAAAGCCAAUCUCCUGCGGCUACUACUCCGGGGGGUAUAGGAGUUGGGUCAUCAUCGAUGGCUUCCAGACAAUACAAUGUCCCUUACAAUCCUCAGGAUUGGGGUCCGGUGGGCGGCUCGGGACAAUCCGCUUAUGUGCAACCAAAUAACAUGCUUCGAAUCAUUCCACAAGCGCGACAAGCCGGGUCUCAUUCAGACAUGACUCUCUCGCCGCCUCCACCUCCAUACUCUCCCCCAAGUCAGCCUCAGCAGCAACAUCAACCCAGGGAAAAUGUCAACCAUGGUACCUCAGGGCGAGGCUCAGCAUCUCCAGGGGCUAUUUCUUCGUAUAAUGGAGCAAUACAUAAUAAUGCUGACGCUUCCACGGAGUACCGGCAGCGUCCUCUUCCCCGUACCCGCCCGCUGUCUAUGGUUCAUAUGGGUGACGCAGGCCAGAAUAGACAUGUAUCGCUUCCACCGCCCCCUCCCCCGUUAUCACGAGGCGUAUCAUCUUCAAGGUCGUCAUCUCAACAAAGACCUGAUACAUAUCGGGAACCACACUCGUUGAAUACAGGGUCACGGCCCUAUAUCAUGGUUUCACAACAGGAGAAUCUACCCCCAUCACAGUCGAGUAGCCAUGGUCAUAUGGCGGCUGCUCCCCAGUCCGAUAAUCUCACUCGACCCCCAACCUCCAGGCGAGCCGUUUCGGCCGGCCCCGUUGUGAAUAGUGCGAGUACGUCAAGAGCUACAAGCCAGUCUCGGAGUCGGUCACCGCCAGGGCGUAGCUGGGAACCAGGGAUGCCUCUCCCACCACCUCCUCCCGGCCCUCCUCCUACUACAAGAUCACAGAGCGUCAGUGGCCUAUCUGAUACAACUUCCUUGCGUAACUCGCAAACUCAGCCAAGGGCCGCCAGGACUCGGCCACCUCCAGUGUUGGGAACAGGCUUGGACAGCAUUCCCCCGACUCCAGCUGGCUGGGUGGAUGAGGGGCCUACAGUGACGAAACACAGAGACAGAACACCCCUUGCUAUUGACACGGUGAAUACUACAAUGUCUUGCACCGAGGCUGAUAGGUCUGGAUCUCAUGGGCCCCAAAGUUCCACUAGCAAUGGCCUGUUUCGCAGUCCAGCUCUUCGGGACCCAAACGCCAAAGGGAUUAGAGAAAGGCGGAUCGAACGCAGGAAUAGACAGAGCCAGGUUCUUGAUGACUUCAGUGCUGUAUCGACGAGUAGCAAUCCAUGGGCCGAUGCGUUGGACCAAGUAAAACCAUCGAAUUUGGUUCUCGAAGAUACUAACGCCGUUGCUGAUAAUACUGGACAUCAGCAAUCAACGAGAGUGACUCCGAGCACCAGCCACAGUCUUGGAUCUGAUGGACAGCAAAUUGCCUCCCGGCCCAGAGCCUCCUCAACUGGGUUAUUUUCAAAUCGGUCCUCUUUCUCGACUCCCAGAGGCGAACCCAGCCCUCUUGGGCCGAACCGGGGGUUUGCGCAUACUCCGCCAUUUUCCCCGGGUGGUGAGAAAUCAUCCACGAAUGCCCCACAAGUGCUGCCUCCAAGAGCCCUUCCGACCCCCCCAUUGCAAUCUGGACAAGAUACGAGGCCGCCUUCUAGGCCUAGCUCUAGAGAGGACCGGCCGGUAUCCCAUCUACUACAUUUGCCUAAUGAAGCUCUACCUACGGUCUCAGCAUUAUCCCCACGCCGAGUUCCAUCACAAAAAGGCCCAUCAUUAGAUUCCGUCGUCAACCAAGAUAUGGAGUUCGUUCAGAAUGCCAUACAAAGACACAAAACAUUCAUAGACAAGGAAGCCGGUGCCGCAGAUGAAGCGGAAGCUCUAAAUAUUUUCACGGAGUUCAUUAUCUCAGAAUCUCAGAUAAGGCGUGAAAGGUACGCAAAAGUGUGGGACUCUAGCUCUUUCAAUGUCGAAAAUGUGCGUCACAGGCUAUUCGAGAUGCCGCCAAAGCCGCAAGCCGCGCCUGCAACCCUCUCUAGGCGGCCGUCCAGGAGUGCACCGAGGCUCAGCAUACCCCAAUCCCGGCCUGAAUCUGCUUGGUGGAACAACUAUCAGCCUUGCUUGUCACCAAUAGCGAGCCUUAGUAUGAGCAAUGAUGAAAUGAGUUCCCGAGGUCGCGCCCCAAGCCGUUGGUGGGAGUCGAAGUCUAGCAGCGAGGGGGGCGCAAGGAGAAUCGAGCGAUCAAGACGUGAAUCUAAAUAUAUGGGCUUGCCUCGCGAAUCUCUACAAUGGCCCCAGGGGCGGGAACUUACCGAAGGUAGAGGUACGAGCGAUGCAUUUGAAUCAACCGACGAAUACGGAGCGUACGGCCCGGAUGAAUACCCGCCUGAAAAGGUCGGAUGGCACGAGGAGCCAGCUUCCUCGGAUUACUCAAGUACGGUAGGGCACAACAACCGCGGGCAUAGUCGAGAGGCCCGGAAAAUGGAUGUUUCUCGGCUCAUUACUCUGCCGCCACCUUACCCACGGCACCAUCCAGCUGUCAACAACAGCCACCCAGAUCUCGUCAACUAUCGAACUUUGGUUCGAUCGAUCAGUGAUCUCUCUGUGAUCAAGUCUACCAGACAACGUCAUAAAUCUGAAAUUGAGAGUCUAUCACAAAGCCAUCAGGAGAGAAUGCAGGAGGGCCGCCGGUGUUUCAAAGCCAAUAUUCAGAGCCAGAUCCAACAGGGUAGCAUUAGCUUUGCAGAGGCUGCAGAAGCGGAGGCUGCACUGAUCAUGGAAGAGAAUAAGCUUGCGAGAGAGCUGGCAAAACAGGAGCUGGAUAGCUACCAAGAAUCAGUGCUAAAGCCGAUGCACGAAAUUCUCACAGAACGAGUCAACAAGGCCACUGCUUCUAUUGAUGAGCUGCGUAGCAAGUUGUUCGAUGAUGCUCAGAACGAGACCCCCGACCAGACCCAAGAAGAAGGAGACGAAAAGCCAGAACUGCUAGAGAAACUCACGCAGCUCAAAUGGCUGUUUGAAGCUCGGGAGCAGCUCCACCGUGAAAUGUAUGAGUUAGUCAGUGACCGGGAUGAAAAAUACAAGACUGUGGUCUUGUUACCGUACAAACAGAAGGCGAACGAGGAGAAAGUGCGUGAAACGAACGCCUUCUUCGCUAAAGAUGCUCUGGACCGCCGUGUGAACCGCGAAGCGAAUGCACUGGCUCGGCUUGAAUCAUUUUUGGCUGUGAUCGAAGAGAACGUGGUUCGAGGGGUAGAGAUACAGCUAUCCGCCUUCUGGGAUAUCGCGCCAUCUCUUCUCGCUCUGGUUCAGCAGAUUCCGGGGGAUCUUGCUGGCUUUCAGCUUCAGAUUCCUGCCAAUGAGUAUGAGGAGAAUCCCAGUUACCAGAACCAUCCGUUGCAAUAUCUCUAUACGCUGCUGUCCCAUGCGGAAAAGUCUAGUUACCAGUACAUCGAAUCCCAGACCAACCUCUUUUGCCUCCUACACGAGGUUAAGUCUGCUGUCAUGAGAGCCAAUUGCAAGCUUAUGGAAGCCGAACGGGUCCGCCUGGGAGAGGUUGAAGACAACGUGCGGCGGGAGAUGCAAGCAACCCGUGCGGAGGAAGAGCGGUCUUUGACCAACGAUCUCAAGGAUAAAGUUGCUACAGUGGAAGGGCAAUGGGCCGAAGCCCUGGGGAGUGCAGUACAGGGCUUACGAGAGCGUGUAAAGGAGCAGCUCGUUGAUGAAGAUGGAUGGGAGGAGCUUGAACAGCUGGAGGAGUGAGGACCCCUGGAUGAAUUAUGUUUGAUGACGAUGUUUGGCUUUUGAUGGAGAAAAUUUAGUCCACGGGCUGUUUCGAUCUGCGUUUGUUUUACUUUGCCGAAGAUACCCAAACUAUCCGUUCGUUACUUGUGUUAUAGUUAUAUGUGGCCCUCGAAGGAUGUAUGUGCAUACGAGUACCUGUAAGUACUACUAUACUAGUAGUAGUACCAUAGGUUACUUAGGGCUAUUCUGCAAUGGGUUGGGCCAAUGAGUGCCUUUCUAACCACUAGCGCAUACACGUGACCCCUACCUUCUAGAGCUUUCCUUCCACGUCCGUUUCUUCUCUCUUCUCGCCUUCACUUCGCCGGAGGGGAUCCCCUGUAUUUAAGUAACCCCCCUUCGCUUGCUCCCUUCUCAACCCAUUGGACCUGAUUGACCUACUAUUGCAGC
Messenger RNA from Aspergillus alliaceus, 4532 nucleotides. RefSeq lists its product as uncharacterized. Lineage: Eukaryota; Fungi; Ascomycota; Eurotiomycetes; Eurotiales; Aspergillaceae. The record is from RefSeq and is a predicted model, not a curated record. The coding region runs from base 162 to 4103 and encodes 1313 amino acids. The transcript is spliced from 3 exons.